Meriones unguiculatus (Mongolian gerbil) is the source of this 2775-nucleotide messenger RNA. It is a transcript of the gene Tgfb1i1, whose product is annotated as transforming growth factor beta 1 induced transcript 1. Lineage: Eukaryota; Metazoa; Chordata; Mammalia; Rodentia; Muridae. Bases 1164 to 2432 code for a protein of 422 amino acids. The record is from RefSeq and is a predicted model, not a curated record. The transcript is spliced from 10 exons.
CACCCCUGCCUGCGUCUAUCCUCUUCCCCACUCACACUCCCGUAGCUCCCCAUCCCAGUUUUCUCCCUCCAUUUUCUGGCUUCAGCCUGCUUGUGCCUCCCUCCCAAAUCCACGUACCCUUUCCUGCCUCUCCCUUCCUGCCUUGCCUGCGAUGUCGCUCCCUCCGUUCUUCCCUGGCUCUGUUCCCUCAAUCCUGCUUGUGCAAUGGACUAAGCGUUAAGGCACCCACAGGGGCCUGGAAUGAGAGGCUCUGGGAAGGAAGGGGUUAAGGGAUCCUCGGGUCCUCGGACUGGGAAAAUAGACUGGAGAGGGGAGCGUGACCUCAAUUUUCGGAGAUGAAAGGAGACCACAAUAGGAUUUCAAAAAGAGAAGAGUUAAGUGCCCCUAAGUAUAGCAGGGGUCAAGUAAGUCCUCAGGGCAAGAAAGAGAAAAACAGACAAAGCGUGCCGAGGCGAUAGAAGUUUAAGGCUUCUACCGAAGAUGCCCAGAAAAGAGUAAAGGGAGGGGGCUCGGAGGUUCAAAGCACCCCGAGGCUGCGCUAGAAGGCUCUGCUCUCCGUGGCCGAAUUUCUGGACCCAGCAGCAGAGGGCGCUCCUCAAUAAUAGUACACGGGUAAGAAGUACUCCAAAAAAGCCGCCCCCUGCCAGCGCUGCGUACCCCUGAGGAGGACAGGGUGGGCCAGGCUGGCCAGGCUGUUUAAACACGAGGAAGUGGGGAGUGUGGCACGGAGAACAGCUAAUCAGGAAGGGGGGUGUCAAACACAGCCAGCUGAACAAUUUGGGUACAGUUAAGAGCCAGUCGGCGUCAGGAAAGAUGGAGAGGAUGAGUCAAGUGACUGGCGUGUCCUUGGCUCCCAGAAGUCAAGGGAGAGGUCUACCCCCUGCUACUCCCAUCCCACUUCUUUGCCUUGGGCUAGCCCUCUUACUGUGUUUCUUGGCCGCUCGCUGCCUUUAACACCGGCUUCCUACUUUUUAAAUACUGCCAUUUGAACCCUAACUCUAACCUCCUAAGACCUCGGACGCCCUACCCCCAAAACCUCUCACCCUGAGGGCCUCUCACCGCAGAUGCCCUGCUCUCUGACCUGGAGACCACCACCUCACACAUGUCACGGUUAGGGGCUCCCAAAGAGCGCCCACCAGAGCCGCUCACACCUCCCCCACCCUAUGGCCACCAGCCACAGACGGGAUCUGGAGAAUCUUCAGGAGCCUCUGGAGACAAGGACCAUCUAUACAGUAUGCAAGCCUCGGUCCCCAAAGCCUGUAGCCCCUGUGGCUCCUCCAUUCUCCUCAUCCAGUGGUGUCUUGGGCAGCGGGCUCUGUGAGCUAGACCGUUUGCUGCAGGAACUUAAUGCCACCCAGUUCAACAUUACAGAUGAAAUCAUGUCUCAGUUCCCAUCUAGUAAGAUGGCCGAAGGGGAAGAGAAGGAGGACCAGUCUGAAGACAAGAGCACACCCACUGUCCCUCCCAGCACAUUCCCUGUCCCCUCAAAGCCUUCAGCCACCUCAGCCACUCAGGAGCUGGAUAGACUGAUGGCAUCGCUCUCUGACUUUCGAGUCCAGAACCAUCUUCCAGGCUCGGGGCCUUCUCAGCCUCCAGCAGUGAGCUCCACCCGUGAGGGAUGCUCAUCUCCACCAGGACAGACGAGCAAGGGCAGCCUGGACACGAUGCUGGGCCUGCUGCAGUCCGACCUUAGCCGCCGUGGUGUGCCCACUCAGGCCAAGGGCCUCUGUGGCUCCUGCAACAAGCCUAUUGCUGGGCAAGUGGUCACGGCUCUGGGUAGAGCCUGGCAUCCGGAGCACUUCCUCUGCAGCGGCUGUUCCACCACCCUGGGAGGCAGCAGUUUCUUCGAGAAGGACGGGGCUCCCUUUUGCCCCGAGUGCUACUUUGAGCGCUUCUCCCCACGCUGCGGCUUCUGCAACCAACCCAUCCGACACAAAAUGGUCACCGCCUUGGGCACCCACUGGCACCCAGAACAUUUCUGCUGCGUCAGCUGCGGGGAGCCCUUCGGAGAAGAGGGUUUCCACGAGCGGGAGGGCCGCCCCUACUGCCGCCGGGACUUCAUGCAGCUGUUCGCCCCGCGCUGCCAGGGCUGCCAAGGCCCCAUCUUGGAUAACUACAUCUCUGCACUCAGCGCGCUCUGGCACCCGGACUGCUUCGUCUGCAGGGAAUGCCUCACACCCUUCUCUGGAGGCAGCUUUUUCGAGCACGAGGGUCGCCCGCUAUGUGAAAACCAUUUCCAUGCCCAGCGAGGUUCUUUGUGUGGUACGUGUGGCCUCCCCGUGACUGGCCGCUGCGUGUCUGCUCUGGGCCGCCGCUUCCACCCAGAUCACUUCACCUGCACCUUCUGCCUCCGCCCGCUCACCAAAGGCUCCUUCCAGGAGCGCGCCAGCAAGCCUUACUGCCAGCCUUGCUUCCUGAAGCUCUUCGGCUGACCUCCUUUUGGGAUCACAGAUCUCCAAAACCAAACCUCCAAAAAAAAAAAAAAAAAAAAUUCAUGAAAAAGACUGAAUCCUCCAGAUCCCCAGCUGGAGCUACCCAGACAUCCUUUGCCCCUACCCCUCCGCUCCCGCUGUGGCCCAGCCACUGGAGAGACCCGCCCCUAAAGUAUUCUCAGAAAGGGCCCCGCACAACCACUAGCCUGGAAUGAAGCUCUCACCCUGACCUGAUCCUGGUUUUUGUUUUCUGACCAGUCAGAGGCCAGGAUGUUCCUGUUCCUCCUUGGCUCACUGUUCUGUACACUUUUUCUACAAACAUAAAAACACGCUCCACACCUCA